This is a messenger RNA of Schistosoma haematobium, 5127 nucleotides long. RefSeq lists its product as uncharacterized. Bases 3589 to 4212 code for a protein of 207 amino acids. The record is from RefSeq and is a predicted model, not a curated record. The transcript has a single exon. Lineage: Eukaryota; Metazoa; Platyhelminthes; Trematoda; Strigeidida; Schistosomatidae.
UUAGUCAAUAGAAUGCAUAUCUAUAAUUUAACAACAACAAGAAAAUCGUUAUAACCAAUGAUGGAUAGUGGUUAGCAGUGGAAUCCAGGACGCCCGUUUCGUCCUGUUUGGGACUUGUCGGCUGAAUGUACCUGCAUCUCAGAGUUGAUGUUCACUCUGGGACUCACUCAAUAACGUUCGCUUCAAACGAGACUGAUCAGUUUCAGUCAUAUCAGGACUCAGUAGCUAAAAGGAUAACGCGAUGGUGUUUGAAGCGAACGGUACUGAGUUCGAGUCCCAGAGUGGACAUCAACUCUGAGAUGCAGGUACAUCCAGUUGACGAGUCUCAAAUAAGAUGAAGUGCGUCUCCUGGAUUCUACUGCUAGUUGCUAUCCAUCUUUGCUUAUAACGCUUCUAAAUUGAGACAAUAUCGAGGCAUAUGCACAGUAUGCACAUAUGCCAAUAAGAGACUGAUCAAUUUCAGUCCUAAAACAUCAAUGGGAAGAUUCAAGUAAAACAAUACCAAGUGAACUAAUCAUUAUAACUAUUCUAAUCAUUAUAUGAUAGAUAAGUCUUGGUGUAUCAUAAACGUAUCAUAGAGAAUUAUUUUAAGCUAUAAAUAAAUACAAUAACAGUAAGUCAAGUAAACUAGAAUUUAUCUACUAAAAUAUUUGAAUAGGGGUUUAUGGAGAUUAUAGUAAUUUUUUUGAUAGUUGAAUUCAUGAGUCGAUUCAAACUAGACCACCAUUGAAAACCUGGAAGCACUGGAUGGUUCGUCUCGUCCUAGUAUCAUAUAUUCGGUCAUAUCAAAGAGUCGUCAGUUAAACAAUGUACUAUGUUACAACACAUUUCCCUUUUGUUUUCAUUCUUAACUUGUCACAACAUGAAUAUGUAUCUAUACAUAAGAAAAUAUCCCAUUAGUGAUUAUCUAUCAUCCAUCUUGAAUCGGUAACAUUUAUGCACAUUAUAUGAUAUAUUUGAACUUUUUAUUCAAAAGACUAAAAUGUCACUCCGCUCCCUUAAAACCCUUAUUUAAUCAAAAAUUUAAUAGACAAUUCUAUUAACACUGUACAUUUUACUCUUAUCUGUUCAUUACUGAUCAUUGUGUUUUAAUCUUUAUAUUAAUCACUUAAUUUGUCUUAUUGUACUAGAUACAAUGAAAUUUUUCAGGAAAGAAAGGGUUUAUCUUUAGUCUGAAAAAUAAACCAUAAGUAAUAACAAGUCAUUUGAGCUUUUAUUUUAUACUAGAAAUCAAAGAACUUUUCAAAUAUACUAUACAAAAUAGUGAUGUGGAUGAUUAUGUGGAACGUUUAACUAUAGUGAAACUACCUAACAUUAUGCUAUCUAUUCCUACUAUUAGCAACAAUGACGCCAAUUAGUGAUGAACACGAAACUGUUGUAGAAUGUCAAGAUAUACUAUUAGUGAAUAAAUUGUUGGAAGUAUAUUUUAUGGGAAAGGUUUCAGAUUUCAAAAAUAUUCAAAAUGACGUAUUCAUAUCAUAUUCUUAGUACAUUUUAUGUUUUUCAUACACUACUUACUAAUAACAAUGAUAUGCUUAUGUGACUAAUAAAUGUUACCAUUUCUUUAUUCUUGUACUAUAUAGAUGAUGAUGCAUUUUUUUCCUUAUUCCUUGUGUAUCGAAUGAAUUACAAUUUUGUGUAGCAAAUCAUCGGUGAAUAGAGUUUAUAAGUCAUGUCACUUCAAAUAGUGUAUUUGUAUUUACAUUAAAUAUUGUUUCUCAUUAUGCAUAAACCAGAUCAUAUCUGUAAAUUGGUAUCAUCAUUUGUAUAUAUAUGUACUUCAAAAUGUUGAUACUUUACAAAGGGCUACAUUGAUCAGGAUCUGUUGCGAUAUACGUUUCAUGAAUGAAUUCGAUAUAUUUUUCAUAAAUAAUCAUAGGAUUAAAGUAUAUAUUCAAGUAACCUGUAUACUAGCAAAAUCUUGUCAGUUAAUUACUUAAUAUCACAAAUGUCAAAACUGACAUGAUUACAAUUAAUGAAAUACAAUAGUUGCUGAACAAAUGGUGUUCAUCGUAGUCAAGUAACCUACUGAUUAAUGGUUUGGUAUUUGAAGCCAUGAGUAGACGAUGUGAGCUUCAGUGGGAACACCAACACCAAAGUUGAGUUAAAUCUAGAUGACAAGUAUUUAACUAAAUGAAACCCAGGUCUCAGAUUUCACUGCUUGACACAAAUGUUAAAUAUAAUUUGACCUGCUCAUUUUGAAUGAGCACAUUCGCUACAUACUAUCAUGGAAAUUUUGAACUACAAAUCAUCAAUUAAAUAAAAGAGACACUGGCGAUUAAAUAUGUGUUUGAAUAACAAAUGCAAACCACGAACAUUUUCGAUUUACAGAUUCUAACGUUUUGAAAAAGUCACUAAAGCUGCAGUUCAGUGAAGGUUUCUGAAUAACAGGGAUAUGUUCAGAGUUUUAAAAAGUAAAACAUUUUUUGAACUAAGAGUCAAUUGAACCAUAUACAAUAUUUGUAGUUCAAUUUGAGAAGCUUACAAUUAUAUAAAACAUGAUCUCUACAGUGUAUCGUGAUUUGAUCAAAUUGACACACAGCAAACUUGCAUCUUAGUAACAGAUCAUAGUAUAUACUACUAAUACGAGCAAUUUGUUUAGAGAUUUGUUAAUCCUAAUCACUUGUAGUGCAUUAUCAAGUCUAAACAAUAAACAAAUCUUUCAUUUGGGUGUAUAUGGUUAUUACAUUUCAUUAGUCAGUCAGUAAUAACGUAGAACUUCGUACGUAAGUACAUCAGUUCGAGUCGCCAUAACACAUUAGAACAGAGAUGCAGUGGUCGAUGCAAAUCCCAUAGUGGUAGAGGUGGUAAGAGUAUAAGCAGUAAUCGGAAACAUUAGGGCUUGAAGAUGUUAUUCAAGGAGUAUAAUCCAGUGAAAUAAAUUUGGAAAGGGAAAAAAAGAAAGGGAUAUGAAGAAUUCAGAAGAUUAGGAUUUGGGAAAACACAAAGAGUGGAUGCAUCUGCGCCAUUGCAAACGGUUUUGAGCCAUGUCAUUCAGGGUCUCCAAUCAUCGGUUGCUAUCAUCUUGCGGUCCCCAACCAGGUAGUCUACGCCUACCAAUAUGACUCAGUCCGCUUGUCAGUGACUUCAUGGAUUUGUGCCAUGUUUUGGUCUGGCCGCCCCUAGCUUUCUUCCAACCUACUUCUAUACCACUGAACAUCGCACAACGAGGCAGUCGGUGGUUGGGCAUGCGUAACACAUGUCCUAGCCAUUUCAAAUGCUGAAGUUUCACUACUUCAUCAAUUGAUUUGUCAUCCUUACCUGGUACCCGUUUCCUAAUAACUGAAUUACUUACUCGGUGUUCCCAGGAUAUACGAGCAAUAUUUCGAAGACGCCUAUGAUCGAAUACUAGUAAUCUACGAAAAUCCUCUACUCCUACGGGCCAUGUUUCAUUUCAUUAACUAACGUUUAGCUGACAUCUAGACUUUCAUCCUUUGUUAUUCUCUCACUUACAUGUUGUAACACUUUAACUGGAUAUUUUUCAUCCAUUCAGCACAUCUUUUCAGUGCUAAGAUCUCGCUAGCCUUAAAUCUUUUUAGAAGAGCUAACAAGAUCAUCACAUCAGAGGAAGACAAACAAAAAAAGCAAAUGAAUGUAAUCAGCAUCUUACAAUUUAAUAAUUUUCCUAUGAAGAUUAUUAGAAGCAUAUUAAAACAAAACAGUUUAUUACGUUAUAAUAAUGAUUCGAAUGAAAUGCCAUGGAUUGGUACUGCAGUUCUACCAUACCGUCAUGGCACAACAGAAGAAAUCCAAAGAAUCUUAAAACAUCACAGAAUUAAAGUAUAUUACAAAACAACGAACACACUACGUAGUACUUUAGUUCGCCUAAAAGAUAAAAUCCCUUUCAUGUCCACACAGAACUGCGUCUACAAAUUAAGUUGUAUCGAUUGUGAUGCCUAUUAUAUUGGAGAGUCAUCCCGCGAAAUCUUGACUAGAGCAAAAGAACAUAUUAGGUACACAAAGAAACCUCCUAACAAUCUUGUAGAAUUGAACCAACUUCAAAUUAAAUCGGCAAUAGCAGUUCAUGCCAUUUUCAACAACCACCAAAUCGAUUUUAAAAAUAUCGAAAUAUUGCAAAAAGGCUUUUCCAACUACACAGAAAGGAGGGUAGCUGAGGCGUUCCAUAUAAUGCUUAAUCCUACUUCUCUCAACAGAAAGGAAGGCCUUACCAUACAUCCUACUUGGACCAUCUAUCCUUGCCAUUCAGUCUGAUCGUUUUCACAAUUUCACACUAUCAUAUUACAAAUUUAAACUCCAUCCUUUCUUACCAUAAAGGUCACACAAGUUUUCAUUCUUAAACAAUGCACACAUACAUACAUACACAAAUUUGCAUACAUAUCACUUAUGAAUCACCUUGACAGAAAUAACAUGACAUCAACUUGUUCAGACCUGUUUUUGAUUGAUCAAAUACUAUUCUUGCUUUGUUCCGUUGUACUAUUUAAACUUGGAUUAAUUGUAAUUUGGUUAUUUAUUCUCUGAAGAAGUGACUUACACCAAGUCACGAAACGUCAGAAAAUCUAAUUUUCUACUCAUUAUGAUAUUACAAAUAUAUUAUUUUUAUUUAUAACAAUCAACCCAAUGCUCAAUUCGAAAUUAUCAAAUCAAACCUUGGUAAUGAUACUUACGAACUAAACUAUUGAUUCUAUUGUAAUCUUAAUUACUAAAAAAAUAUAUCAAUUCAAUCGACCAAUCGAAUUCGACCAGUACUGUGAAUAACUUGCUAUAUCUGACACUUCGAUAAGAAGGGUUCACUACUCACUGAUCAGUCAAUUGUAUAUACACCUCAGUUGUACAGGAUAUUAGUGGCGGCCCAGAUAACUCUGUAGUAACGCCUCUGAUUAUGAAGCUGGAUAACACGGGAUCGAAUCCGCCAGUGAUCAUUAGUUUCUUUAAGAUUACAGAUACAGAUUCCUAACGAGUACCAAAUAGCAUCAAACCAUAGUUAAUCAGGGUUUCUUGUUAGCUACCUGCAACCACUAUUUCAAAUCAAUUUUGUUGCAAUCAAACUUCAAUUUACGAUUCCAAAAAUUUAUGGAUUUUUUAAAGUUCUCAUUGAUUGAAAAGUGGUUCAUUAGGUUUUAUUAAAGUACCUAUUAGCAAUACCACUUAUAGUUACUGAAUUCAGAC